AUGAGCUGGCAGCACGAGAGCGAUGUGGCUGUCUCCGCUGAGUCGCGCUGCGCCCACAGCUUCUUCUGCUCCGUCUGCAUCGAGACAUACGACGAGGUGGAGGAGUGUGCGCGCUUCCUCUGCGCGCGCCACGCGGAGGCGCACGGCCGGACUGCGGGUUGCUCUGGCCACACCGUGGUGCCUGCCGGCCACGCCGCGGGGCGCUCCGGCCACACCGAGGGGCGCUCGGCACCGCUCGGAAGACGACGGAACGGAGGAGCAGGAGGAGGAAGGCUGGGGCCGGAUGAAGAUGAUGACGAUGAGGAGGCGGUCGCGGCCGAGAUUUUGAGAGUGCAGAGCCAAAAGUUUGUGAUGGAGCUCGAGAUCGCUGAGAUUGUGCAGCUGGGCAACAGCGUGGAGCAGUGUCUGCAGGCUGCCCAGCUCCGUAUCGCUGCUAACUUUGCUCUGCACCGUGAGCUGCUGCUGGCGGCGGAGCUGCGGGCGGCGUCCCGGGCCCGGGCCGAGGCCGCCCGGGCCGCGAGGGCGCUGGGAGGCGCCGCCGCCGCCCGCCGGCUUCACGUCGCUCGCCUUGAGGGGCGCCUGGCCCGGCUACACCACGCACGGCGGUCACGUGGACCCCUGUCACUGCUGCGGCAUCUGGAGGACGCCUCCCUCUGGGAGUCCACGUGCUCUCCGUGGAUGUCUCUGGACGCGUCCCGUCUGCUCCUGUGGAGCCGCCUCGACCCCGGGGCGAUUUGCUCGUCGGCAGGAAUCGGCUUCGAGCAUCUCCACUCCCUCCUCGUCAGCACCUACGGCCGCUCCCCGACCCUGAACCCCAACUCGGCCCACCGCAGCCUCCUCCUCUCGGCCGACCUCCGCUCGGCGUCGCUGGCGCUCGACCCCCCGCGCCGGCCGGCCCACCGCGACCGCUUCGACGUCCUCCCGCAGGCGCUCGCCGCCCGGGGCUUCUCGUCGGGCCGCCACUACUGGGAGGCGGACGUCGGCGGCGCCCGCGGCUGGCGCCUCGGCGCCGCCUACGGCUCGCUGGCGCGCAAGGGCGGCGGAGGCGGCGGUGGCGGCGGCGACGGGCGGCUCGGGCGGGGCGGGGACUCGUGGUGCCUCGAGAGCUGGGCCGGGGCGCUCGCCGCCUGGCACGGCGACGUGGAGGUCGCCGUGCGGGACGCCGGCGGAGGCGACGGCGGUGACGGCGGCGGUGACGGCGGCGGCUCGGCCAGGAUCGGCGUCUACCUGGACUACGAGCGGGGCCUGCUGGCGUUCUACAGCCGGCUGUACCCCGCGAUCGGACUCUGGAUUGGAUCGCUGGCGCUGUGCGAGUUGCCCUGA
Messenger RNA from Petromyzon marinus (sea lamprey), 1323 nucleotides. The record is from RefSeq and is a predicted model, not a curated record. NCBI's taxonomy places the organism in Eukaryota, Metazoa, Chordata, Hyperoartia, Petromyzontiformes, Petromyzontidae.